GCUCGCGCAGCAGUGACUGGGUCGCGCAUUGGCUGGUGGGGGAGUAGGCUUUGCUUUCCAUUCGUGGUGGUUCUAUUCUAUAUCCUAGUUGAGGCCGCGGGUUCAGGCGAGGUGAGGAUACGACCCUGGCUGAACCUAUACAGGCUGAAGAAACAAAUACGGUAUGAGUAGCGGCAGUGUUCGCUAAACAGAACACAAGGGCGAGGCGACCAGUGGCAGAGACACGCACCGUAUUAUCCAAUCACUUGAGCAUAUAGGCAACAGUCUUUUUAAUACGAUUUGUACAUUAUACCGUCUAUAAUUUUACAGAACACUUUGAAUUACUUUGGAUGAGAGGUAUAUGAAGACGAGCAACUGACAGGUGGGGCAAUUGCAACACGGACCCCAGUCACUUGGAACCGUUAAUCGUCCAAUCCGUUGGAGCAAGUAGUGUGUGUACUUCCAUAACACGGCCGUAAUACACAACCCAUGAGUUUUGCAGUCCCCUCAUCCGACCACGGCUAUCCAAGCAUGAAGGACCAGGUCAGGCCCACUAGUAGUGUCCUUCAUGACCUUUCUGCGCCCACCCUCCCGCCGCCACUGGAAGUCGUGGACUCAAGGCCUCUGAGCGGGGCUGUGUCUUUCACGGACGAGGCCAUCUCCAUCCUGACCUCCAGCAGCCAGAUAGCCCGCUCCCUCCUGGGACGCACGUCUGCCCUGAAACGGAAAGAAAGCCUAGCGGCCGCUGCUAGCCACACUAACGACGACGACGACGGCGACUGUAUCGAUGGCAGCGGCGCCCUGCGGCGCAAGCGCGAGUUCACCCCGGCCGACAAGAAAGACGACGGCUACUGGGACAAGAGGAGGAAGAACAACGAGGCGGCGAAAAGGUCGCGGGAGAAACGCCGGGCCAACGACGUGGUCCUGGAGACAAGGGUCCUGGGCUUGUUGGAGGAGAACGCCCGGCUGAGGGCUGAACUUCUGGCCAUCAAGUUCCGCUUCGGCCUGGUCAAGGACCCCUCUGACGUGGCUAUCAUGCCUGGGCCUCCACCCAACCACCUUGGACCAAGGUACUAUCUACCCCACGGUGAUGGUGCCUACACCCAUCACGGCACCACCUCGCACCAACCCCACCCAACGCACCCCAACCCUCCCCACCACUCGUCCCCGUACGCCGGGAGGGGAGCUGCGGGGCCGGCGGGACGGGACAUCAGUAGCAUAUCCGAGGACUCCGGUUUCUCUCCGGGAAGCUCCAACAUGGGAAGUCCCGUGUUCUUUUUGGACGACGGACAGGUGGACAGCGGCCGGCCGUCCCCGAAGACCUCGGAGGAGCAGGGGGGUUGCGACCCUCACCCUUCCCCGGGGGCGGAAGGACAAUACCAUGGCAGGCAGGACUCCAGCCUCCCGCACAAACUUCGCUUCAAAACCCCAGGUGGAGGGAGCGAAGGUUGGGAGAUGCCGGCGACGUGCGCCGAUGUCAGGCGUCCUUGCCCCGUGGCCACAGUCGGACCACACAUCCAGAGAAGCCAGGCUGGAUGUGACGGUCACAGCGGCGAGGGCCCGGCAUCGUGGCCUCGGGAGGAGGCUCACGCUGGGCAUGAUCAAUACCAGCACUACCCCGCCUCUGGAAGGUCUUCACACAGCGCCACCACUACCACCACUGCUGACUCCCAGUAUGUGUUGGAAAACGGGGCCCUUAAAUCUCAGCUCAGUUCUCUAUCUCAGGAGGUGGCCCAGCUCAAGAAGCUCUUCUCUCAGCAGCUGCUCUCCAAACUGGCCUGAUAUCAGAUUGAACACAGUCACUACCUCACCUCUCACAGCAGAUUUAGGGAGGAUUUACGGGAACGGACAGAGAAGGGACGCGCGCGUGAGAUAAAAAUUCCUGAACGUUGACUCUUUUAGGAAACCUUCACUGUGAUAUACGGUCUCACUUCAACUGGAAUGUCAACUUUUACAGGACACUUUCACUGUGUCUCAGGGUUCUGCUGGACUCUCGCAGUACAGCACUGCACAGUGAUUUCAAGCGAACAGCUACUUCUGCAGUGUUAGUAAGCCGAACCAUCCCUAUAACUCCAAUGGACAUACGACCAUAAAACUACUUCAACCAUGAUAAACGCACACCAGCACAGGAAAGACUCAUGUACAUUCCAAUAGCAAUUUACACAGAACCAACACUUCAGGCCCUGUCGUAAGAUUUUACUGUGCUUUUAUAGGUACUUUCUAAUGAAAUGCAUCACCUAAAGUACAAUUACUUUGACACUGUGAUUUCACACUUUUUCUGUUGUGAACAGGUGAGUAUUAAAACACUGGAAAUGCUGAUAGAAAAACGCCUGCAGAAGCAGUACACGGUUACACACAGAAAAAGAGGGAGAAUUCCUAUUGUAGAUGAAUAUAAUUGGUUGAACCCAUUACAUUUGUAAUAUUGCUUAAAAUGUUGAUUGUGAUCUAUUAUUUACUUCAAAUGUUGAUCUGCUACUGCCUGGCCCCCCCUUAUCAUAUAUCACAGGUUUUUCAUAAACUGGUCAAGAAAUGUAUUUAACAAAGACACACUGUAAAUGUUAUAUUAUUUGAACUGUACGUAAUAUGAUGUACUGUACGUGGAAAUAAAAUAUUUUUUUCCUAAAUCUG
Molecule: messenger RNA, 2607 nt
Organism: Esox lucius (northern pike)
Lineage: Eukaryota; Metazoa; Chordata; Actinopteri; Esociformes; Esocidae
Exons: 2
Coding region: 469-1761 (430 amino acids)
Biological process (GO): circadian rhythm; regulation of DNA-templated transcription
Cellular component (GO): nucleus
Molecular function (GO): DNA binding; DNA-binding transcription factor activity
Source: RefSeq, a predicted model, not a curated record